This is a messenger RNA of Neoarius graeffei (lesser salmon catfish), 2295 nucleotides long. RefSeq names its product delta/notch-like EGF repeat containing (gene dner). Gene Ontology annotation, biological process: heterophilic cell-cell adhesion; establishment or maintenance of epithelial cell apical/basal polarity. Gene Ontology annotation, cellular component: plasma membrane; protein-containing complex. The transcript has 14 exons. The coding region runs from base 1 to 2295 and encodes 764 amino acids. Gene Ontology annotation, molecular function: calcium ion binding. The record is from RefSeq and is a predicted model, not a curated record. Lineage: Eukaryota; Metazoa; Chordata; Actinopteri; Siluriformes; Ariidae.
AUGGAAACCACCGCCAACAUAAUCAAGACCCUGGAGAGACAUCUACGCAGACUUGCUUCCACACAGCCUUUAAGAAAGUGUGUACCACAAGGACAGGUUAUGAAUGACAACACUCUAAAUGAGAUCUCAACGGUGAACGGGUGUGUGAUGGAGCUCAUUACACUCGUUCUUCCUCUCCUCAUCUUCCUUGCAGAGAGGGGGGUCACAACUCCUGCAACCUCUGACCCUGAUGUGACUCCAACAAUCCCCAUGGACCCAUGUGAGGGACAACCGUGUCUAAACGGAGGAGUGUGUACACCUGCAGAGGGAGAAGAGCUGAAGUACAUUUGCACAUGCAGCGCGCAGUUCACCGGACACAACUGCCAGUUAUCUGCUGACCCAUGCACCAGUGACCCCUGUCUUCAUGGUAACUGCACACAUGAAGGUACAGAGUUUGUGUGUGUGUGCAGCGAUGGGUAUGGAGGAGUCAGGUGUGAGCAGCCACCUUCAGCCUUUGACCUUGUUGAGUCCAACUGGGACCUAGCAGCUACUCCAGCUACUACUACUCAACCAUCUCAGCCAAUCACAGAGCUCAGUGACACUGAGGCACCACCCACUUUGCAACCAUGGCAACCAAAGCCUGGACAGAAGAUGAUGGAGGUCCAGUGGGAGGAGCUCCAGAUCACUGAUGGAUCAGAGUGUGUGAGCAUUGCGGGCACUGAGCCAGCUGGAAUGAUGACGGUUUCCAUGGAGAUUGCAGAAGGAACUGCAGUAAAGUUGGUACUGAACAUUAGUGGAGCUGCAGCAUUGUGGCGUGUUGGAGCUCUUGGGUUUGACCGGUGUUCAGUGUCUGAUGGCAUGGUGGUUUGGUUCCAGCAGGACUCCACUGGCCUAGUAAUCUCUGAUCAACUACUGCCACUUGGACACAACUACUUUAUCACUGUGCUGCGUAUUGGAGCCCCUUCUGGUCUGGAGGCCACUCUCAGAUUACAGUUCACUGUAAAGUCUACUAGCUGCAUGGAGCCAGGCAGCAAUUUCAGUGACCCACAGUGCACUGGGAGAGGGAGGUGCAUCACACAGUCUUCUGUGAGUACAUUUUAUUGCCAGUGCGAUGUUGGAUACUCUGGAAUCUUUUGUGAGGAAUUUGAUGCAUGCUUCUCAAGCCCAUGUGAAAACAAUGGGACCUGCAGUGACAUCACACAGAGACAUGAGGGGCAUGAGUACACUUGUACCUGUCUGCCAGGGUUUGAAGACCAGAACUGUCAGUCUCGGGUAAAUCACUGCGCCUCAGAACCCUGCAAAAAUGGAGCAACAUGCACAAACACACUGAACGGUCCACAAUGCACCUGUGCAGAUGGUUUUAAAGGAAAUGUCUGUGAGGUAAGAGUUGACCCAUGUGCUUCUGGUCCAUGUCACAAUAAUGGGACAUGUUAUCUGCAGGCUGGGGGACAGGGCUUCAGCUGCACCUGUCCUCCUGGUUUCACUGGACACACCUGCACUCAGCUCGUUGAUUUCUGUUCACUCAACCCAUGUGCACAUGGUGUAUGUCGCAAUGUUGGCACAAGCUAUAGAUGCCUGUGCGUGCCAGGUUAUCAUGGGUUGUACUGUGAGGAGGAGUAUAACGAGUGUCUCUCUGCUCCAUGUCUAAAUUUUGCUACCUGCCGGGAUCUGAUCAAUGCCUAUGAAUGUGUAUGUACGUCGCAGUACACAGGGCGACAUUGUGAGAUUUAUAAAGAUCCAUGUGCAAAAAUGCAGUGUCAGAAUGGAGGUCAGUGUGAAAGAAGGCAGAGCAAUGCAACCUGUGUGUGUGCACCUGGAUACACAGGUGAAAACUGUGAAAUUGACAUUAAUGAGUGUGAGAGCAGCCCGUGUCAUCAUGGUGGCACCUGCAUUGACCAGUCAGAUGGCUUCAUCUGUCACUGCCCACCUGGCUGGGUGGGCGGGGCCUGUGAGAUCCAUCUGCAGUGGAAGGCAUCUCGUACAGUUGAUUCUCUCCCUAGUGUGCCACGUCACUCUCUCUACAUCAUCAUUGGCGCGCUGUGUGUAGCCUUCGUCCUCAUGCUCAUCAUCCUCAUUGUUGGAAUCUGCCGCAUCAGCCGUAUUGAGUAUCAGGCAUCAUCUCGUCAUGCCUAUCAGGAGUUUUAUAACUGCCGCAGCAUCGACAGUGACUUCAGCAAUGCUAUUGCCUCCAUACGUCAUGCCCGAUUUGGGAAGAAAUCUCGUCCAGCCAUGUAUGAUGCCACACCCAUCAACUAUGAGGACUUCAGUGCAGAUGACAAACCGCUUGUCACACUCAUCAAAACUAAAGAUCUGUAA